Schistocerca nitens (vagrant locust) is the source of this 2456-nucleotide messenger RNA. RefSeq names its product solute carrier family 15 member 2-like. The coding region runs from base 36 to 2456 and encodes 806 amino acids. The transcript has 16 exons. Gene Ontology annotation, biological process: transmembrane transport; oligopeptide transport. NCBI's taxonomy places the organism in Eukaryota, Metazoa, Arthropoda, Insecta, Orthoptera, Acrididae. Gene Ontology annotation, cellular component: membrane. Gene Ontology annotation, molecular function: dipeptide transmembrane transporter activity. The record is from RefSeq and is a predicted model, not a curated record.
CCAGACUGUGUCGUCUAUGGCAUCAGGUGAAAUUAAUGUUCGUAAAACCGCAAAACAUUUUUGUAUGCGGUGUUGAACUGGAGGUGCUCCUAGUUUUUAGUUAUCCACUUAUUCUCAUGGAACUUCCAAAGGCCGUGUACCUCCUCAUUGGUGCAGAAUUUUGUGAAAGAUUUUCCUUUUGUGGCAUAAGAACAAUAUUGUCGCUGUAUCUGAGGAAUAACUUACUAUUUGAUGAAAAUACUUCCACAGUUAUAUAUCAUGUAUUCAUAAUGCUAUGCUACGUAGUUCCAUUGGUUGGAGCCAUUUUAGCAGACAGUUUCUUGGGAAGAUACAAAACAAUCUUGUAUUUUUCUCUCAUAUACACUGCUGGAAACAUCUUACUGUGUCUUGCUGCCAUUCCUCCAAUUUAUCUUCCUCCAGUAUCAUGUUCAUUGAUUGGACUGUUACUUGUAGCUGUUGGAUCAGGUGGAAUAAAGCCUUGUGUUGCAGCGUUUGGAGGAGACCAGUUCCACUUGCCAGAGGAAGAAGAACUGCUUGACAAAUUUUUUUCCUAUUUCUACUUCAGCAUUAAUUUUGGUGGAUUCAUUGGAAUGAUAUUUACACCCAUUUUACGCAAAUCAUUUAUGUGCUUUGGAGAUGAUCAGUGCUAUGCAGUUGGAUUUGGGUUCCCAGCUCUACUUGUCAUAUUGUCAUUGUAUCUGUAUGUUUUUGGUAAGGAUCUAUUCAGAAUCAGAUUUCCAAAGGAAAACAUUAUACUGAAGUUUAUAUGCUGUACGUAUUAUGCUGUUAAAAGAAGACUGGAAUCUAAAGUCCUUUACACUGAUCACUGGCUGGAUGCAGCUAUUGAAAAAUACAGUGAGAAGUUAAUAGAUGAUAUGAAAAUUGUGUUCGGAAUUUUUUUUCUGUUUAUUCCAGUUCCAUUAUUUUGGAGCUUAUUUGAUCAACAGGGUUCACGGUGGACAUUUCAAGCUUCACGUAUGCGUGGGGAUUUUCUGGGAAUGCAGCUGAUACCCGAUCAGAUGCAGGUCCUAAAUCCUGCGAUUGUUCUAGUACUAAUUCCCUUGUUUGACAGAUCAAUUUAUCCUGUAAUUGGAUAUAACAACACAGUGUCAUCACUUUUGACGAAAAUGUUUGCUGGUGGCAUCAUUGCAAGUUUUGCUUUCAUCACUUCUGGAGCGAUAGAGAUUAAACUAGAGGAAUCAUACCCAGUCCUUCCUGAAAAAGACAGUACUCAUUUGAAUUUCAUCAAUACCGUGCCAUGUAGAAUUGAAAUUGUUAAUCCUUUCAAUGGUUUACAAAUAGUUAAUGGAUCUUCAAACUUUGUGUUUAAGAAUGUGAACAUAAAAAAUAUAACUGCUUAUGACUUCAUGGUUUUUGCUCCAUCUGACUGUAGUCACUUGUUGAUUACUGAACAACAGCUAUACAUUAAUGUGUUAACCUCUGAACAACAGGUAGAGGAGAUAAUUAUAUGUGCAGUAAAUUCUCAGCUAAUGGCCUACGUUACACAGUUUGAAGAUCUGAACAAAACUCUGAGUGGAAAAUCUAAAAUUAGGUACAGUUCAGAAUAUAUGGAUCUUCAGUAUCGUAUGAUAAAAGGUUGGCUUGAUUUUACCAUCACUACAUAUGGGGUCAGCCCAUGGGUGAUUAUUGUCAUUAUUAAAACAAAAAGGCAAAUGUGUUUGGAGGCUUUUCAGAACAUUAAGGAGACUUUAGUGGACGCACCCAUAUUAAAAUACUCUCUGAUGAACAAAGUAUUUAAAAUACCAACAGAUGCUUCUGAAUAUGGUGCAGCUUGUGAACUAAUCACCUACAUAAGAGGCAGCAAUGUGCCUCCAAAUUCAGCAGUUGUAUUCAAAGGAGGCACUGGCAUUCAGGAUCUUAAUUUCACUCAAGGAGAGACGUUUAGUACUACAGAAUUUACAGAGCUUGAAGCAGGAAAGUACACAUACUGCUUGAGUGUUGAUAACAGCAUGAGUUCAGCCACCUGUUCAGAAGUGCUUCUGCAUCCAGGAGGAGUUUACAUUUUAAUUCUUCAGCAAGAAGGCUAUAGUUUUGUGUUUUCGAAACUGUUUGUUAUAACACUACCAAACACUCUUUCAAUGUUGUGGUUGAUUCCACAGUACAUCUUAAUUUCUAUUGCAGAAGUAUUGUUUGCAAUUCCAGGCUUAGAGUUCUCCUUCUUACAGGCUCCUAAAAGCUUGAGAACAAUAACGAUAGCUGCAUGGUACUUGUGUGUUGCAAUUGGAAAUUUGAUUGUAAUUCUUAUUACUCAAGCAAGAUUCUUCAGAAGCCAGGCAGUUGAGUUCUUUUUAUUUGCUGGGCUUCUUCUGGGAGACAUGGUAGUAUUUUUCUUUAUUGCACGGAGCUACAAAUCUGUAUUGCUUGAAGGAGAUGGUUCCAGUACUAUGAUUGAUGAUCCCCUUUUCGUUAGAGCGUCUGAAGAAUUAGUGAAGUGA